CAACUUUCCAAUAUGUGGCGGCGUCUCAUCAAGCCAUCGACGUCGGCACCGGAACUUCGAAAGCUAGCGGCUCCGUCGCGAUAUUUUAGUGGCAAAGCGCCCGAUGCAGCAGCACUACAAGCGUCCAAGACACAGUCCAUUGCGCCCAAGAAACAGAUUGAUGUGAAGAAGAAGAAGCCUCGAUCGCCUGGCAAGUCAAAAACGGCGCCAUUGACAGCCGCCACAACUCAACCCGCGAUUGCAACAGGUGAAGCGUCGUCGUCAGCGAUGGACCCUCACGUCCGCGACAUUGCGAUCUAUGUGGCUGCGGCGACGGCCGUGUUGAUGGGCGCCGCGGGGUACAAGAACUACAUCGAAGAUCACUCGUUGGAAAACGACAUCUUCUCGCAGGCCAAGUACUUUGCUACGCGCAACAAGGCCGUGAUCGACCUCACGGGGCUGCCGACGGACAUUCAAAAGUUGGUUGACCCUAUCGCGGCCGACGACGCGACGGAAGUGCAUGGCACGAUUGUGCUGGGCGGUGUCAAAGGCACCGCCACCAUCGAGUACGUAGCCCUCGUGCAUGUCAAGGACGAGCAUGGCAAGCACGUGUUUACGACGUUUGAUCUCAUUCAAUCGAACGAGCGACUGUCGCUGCUCGUGGACAACCCACGGGCCCCCAAAACCCCCGAAGAAGAAGCCGAGAUCAAGGCCCAACGACAAGGGGAACUCAAGGAACUCGGGUCUAACCUAGUCUUGCCCGGCAUUGGGUUCUUUGCCGCGGGGUGCGUGGCAGCCUACAUGGUGUUGCGUAUCAUCCGCAACCGUCCAUCUUACGUCAUCCAGCUGGCGCUGGACAGAAUCAACACGGCGGCCAGGAUCACUGAGAUUUUAGGCACCCCCAUCAAGCAAACCAACAAGAACAUUUACCACGGCUCCAUCACCGAGCAUUUUGCCGCGUUCGAGUCCAAAGUGGCUGGCCCCAAAGGCGAAGGCACGAUGAAAGUCCAAGCGCUGCGGGCCAAAACGGCCGACGCGCCGUGGCAGUUUAACCAGCUAUCGCUGGACAUCCAAGGGCGAGCUAAACGUGUGAAUUUGCUCGAUCAAGAGCGAAAAUAGGACGAUUUUAUCACGUUUUUAGCUAUAAAUUCACUUUUUUUUGGGUUUUUUGGGCCCCCG
Aphanomyces astaci is the source of this 1158-nucleotide messenger RNA. RefSeq lists its product as hypothetical. The transcript is spliced from 6 exons. The record is from RefSeq and is a predicted model, not a curated record. The coding region runs from base 13 to 1098 and encodes 361 amino acids. NCBI's taxonomy places the organism in Eukaryota, Oomycota, Saprolegniomycetes, Saprolegniales, Verrucalvaceae.